Messenger RNA from Lemur catta (Ring-tailed lemur), 680 nucleotides. Its product is annotated as sperm-associated antigen 16 protein-like. Gene Ontology annotation, biological process: axoneme assembly. The record is from RefSeq and is a predicted model, not a curated record. The coding region runs from base 154 to 492 and encodes 112 amino acids. The transcript is spliced from 4 exons. Lineage: Eukaryota; Metazoa; Chordata; Mammalia; Primates; Lemuridae. Gene Ontology annotation, cellular component: axonemal central apparatus. Gene Ontology annotation, molecular function: protein binding.
AUAUGCAAAUGUACUUUGUAUGGACAUACAGACUCCGUGAACAGCAUUGAGUUUUUUCCUUUCUCCAAUACUCUUCUCACGGGUUCUGCAGACAAGUCCUUGUCUCUAUGGGAUGCAAGAACGGGUAAAUGUGAGCAGUCACUUUAUGGUCACAUGCAUUCUGUCAACGAUGCCACCUUUGCUCCAAGGGGUCACAUGAUAGCAUCCUGCGAUGCCUGUGGAGUUAUAAAACUAUGGGACUUUCGGAAGCUCUUACCAAUUGUGUCCAUUGAUGUAGGUCCAAGUCCUGGCAACGAGGUGAAUUUUGAUUCAUCAGGUCGAGUUUUAGCUCAGGCGAGUGGCACUGGAGUUAUCCAUUUGCUAGAUCUUAAAUCUGGGCAGAUUCACAAACUGAUGGGCCAUGAUACUGAGGCACACACGGUUGUGUUUUCUCGCAACGCGGAGAGAGUGUUUUCUGGAGGCUCUGACGGCACAGUUCGAGAGUGGUCUUGAUUGUGAGCAUAUCCCACUGCGGAGGGCAUUCCCUUUAAGGCUUGAAAAUGCCUUCUGUAUCCCAGACCAGUAAAUAACUGGUUAAAUAUGCCAUCAGGUAACAUUUACAAUUUGCUUUGAAACAGGCUUUGGACACAUAUUUUAGCGCUCAUACUGUUACUAAUAAAAAAAUAAUAACUUUCUGCUCA